UGUGUGACUUUCGAAAGUAGUAUUGUUGUCUUGUACGAUUGUGAUGCUUGCGCUGAAAUUACAUUUAUAAUUUUUCUUUUUCACAUUCUUAUAAGCUUUUUAAUUGGGAAAAUCUCUCUGUUAUUGUUAAAUAAUGGAAGACAGUGAAAUAGAAAAGAAGAAAAUGAGUACGAAUAUUCAGAAUUCUAGUGCACAAAAUAGUAGAAGUAAUCAUAGCAUUCAAAACGGAGAAACACGACCAAAAAUUGGCGAACAUUAUCUUGUGCAACGAUCAGACGGUACCUGGCAUUCUGCUGAGGUAAUACAAAUAAGAGCUAGUGAACAAGGUGGUGACAGAUAUGAAUAUUAUGUACAUUAUCUUGGUUGCAAUCGUAGGCUUGAUGAAUGGGUGUUAAGCGACAGGUUUGAUUUAACUUCAGCUGGUAAAGAUAAUGGAAAAAUUGGUUAUAAUGCUUCCCAUCGGGGUGAUCAACCUGACAGAAAAAUUACACGAAACCAGAAAAGAAAACAUGAUGAAAUUAAUCAUGUUCAAAAGACUUAUGCAGAAAUGGAUCCAACUACUGCUGCUUUGGAAAAGGAGCAUGAAGCUAUUACAAAAGUGAAAUAUGUGGAUAAAAUACAAUUUGGAAAGUUUGAAAUUGACGCUUGGUAUUUCUCACCUUAUCCUGAAGAAUAUGGAAAGCAAUCUAAACUUUGGAUUUGUGAAUAUUGUUUAAAGUAUAUGAGACUGGUAAAAACCUACCGAUAUCACCAGGGAGAGUGCAUAGCUCGUCAACCACCUGGUAAGGAGAUCUAUUGUAAAGGGACAUUAUCUGUUUAUGAAGUUGAUGGAAAGGAUCACAAGCUAUAUUGCCAAAAUUUGUGUCUCCUUGCAAAGUUAUUUUUGGACCAUAAAACUCUUUACUUUGAUGUAGAACCUUUCCUCUUUUAUGUAUUGACUGAAACUGAUAAGCAUGGUUCCCAUCUUGUGGGUUAUUUUUCAAAAGAAAAAGAAUCUCCUGAUGGAAACAAUGUGGCUUGUAUACUUACACUCCCUCCAUAUCAACGAAAGGGAUAUGGAAAAUUCCUUAUUGCAUUUAGUUAUGAACUUUCUAAGAAAGAGCAACUUGUUGGCUCUCCUGAAAAACCAUUAUCUGAUUUGGGAAAAUUAACAUACAGAAGCUAUUGGUCAUGGGUUAUUUUAGAAAUACUGAAAAACCAAAGAGGUGCAUUGUCAGUAAAGGAACUAAGCAAAAUGACAAGCAUAACACAAUGUGACAUAAUCAGCACUCUACAAAGUUUGAACAUGAUAAAAUAUUGGAGAGGUCGGCAUGUAAUAUGUGUUACUGCCAAAAUGGUUGAAGAAAUGCUUCAGUGCUUUAACUGUAGGAGACCAAAAAUUACUGUUGAUGUCAGCCUUCUAAAAUGGACACCUCCUAAGAAACAGUCAAACUUCUGAAGUUAAAUAUGAAAAUUUAUGUAUUUUUCUACUUCUCAUUACAUCAUUGUAAUGGUUGUAGGUUUAUAUUACCAAAACCAACUUUAGAAAUUGUAAUUGUUUCUUAAUUUGUCAAAUACUUUUUCCCUUACAGCACCAAUAUUUCAAUGUAAUUGCACUGUUAUGUUGAGUUCAUACUUUCUUGAAAUAUUAAUUUCAGAAGUAUAACAUCACUUGUAAUGCUUGUUUAUACAUUUAUGCAAGAGUUCCAGAAAUGCAGAUUUAACUUUUUUCCCCCCUCAUUUUCAUCAAGUUUUCAUUGUCUUAUAUCAUUUUCUUUUUCAUCAUCAUUGCAUUGUCAUCUCUUUGGUGUUUUCUAUUAAUCUAAAAAUAUUUUAUAUUGAAAGUACACUUCUCUAUGUUAUAUUGCAUUCAGUUUAAAAUCUCAGAUCUAAGUCAACUGAAAUUUUAAAUGCAAACUCAAUUUCUUGUAGUAUCUAUACAGAGAUAUGGAUGAUACCAAUGCAUAUAUGUUAAGUACUAUGUUUAAAAUUAUUUGAAUCCCUAAGAAAAGAAACAGUGAUUUGGAAAUUUUAUGAAUACGGAAAAGCUUAAUAUUUAUUUGUUUACUUUAUUAAACAUUUCUUUCAAUGUAAGUUUUUUAAGUUGCUUCAUUUUUUUGUGCUAAUACUUUCUCUUUAAUUCUGUAGGCAGACAUAAGUUCUAGUUUAGUUACAUUGUUGAAGUCCUAUAAUUGUUGUGUGGAAAUUCCGGCUUACUUUUCAAUCGAAAUUUUUUCGUUUUCUGUAACCUCUCUGUCACUUUCUUCACUAUCGGUAGCAGUAUUUUCUGGAUCUAGAAACAUACUACAGAUUUUGCCAUCCAUUAAUUGACUGAUGAUUGAGG
Stegodyphus dumicola is the source of this 2323-nucleotide messenger RNA. RefSeq names its product histone acetyltransferase KAT8-like. NCBI's taxonomy places the organism in Eukaryota, Metazoa, Arthropoda, Arachnida, Araneae, Eresidae. The record is from RefSeq and is a predicted model, not a curated record. Gene Ontology annotation, biological process: regulation of DNA-templated transcription. Gene Ontology annotation, cellular component: NSL complex; NuA4 histone acetyltransferase complex; MSL complex. Gene Ontology annotation, molecular function: histone H4K16 acetyltransferase activity.